Messenger RNA from Corticium candelabrum, 1238 nucleotides. RefSeq lists its product as uncharacterized. The coding region runs from base 418 to 1140 and encodes 240 amino acids. NCBI's taxonomy places the organism in Eukaryota, Metazoa, Porifera, Homoscleromorpha, Homosclerophorida, Plakinidae. The record is from RefSeq and is a predicted model, not a curated record. The transcript has 4 exons.
CAUGUGUCAUGCAUUUGUGGGUGCCUCUGUAUUGGUUUCCUUUUUGCGUCACAAGAAUUUUUUGUAUACAUGUACUCUGCAUGUGUCUAGGGGGCGUGUAAAGUGCAACGACGUGUUUGCUACUUACACCCACACAUCAGAUACCGGCAUGUGCAUGAGUGUCUGUUUAUAGACAACAUGUACCUCUGCUCACUGCUUGGUCUCUCCCCUUGCUUACUUGUGUGGAAAUGCUGCAGCUCGACUGUAGUGACUCUAGUGGACGAGCGAGGCGUCAGCUGUCGCAUAAAUUGCGGUCACGUCAUUUCCUAGAAACUUGUUCAGGUGUAUGAUGCGUCUUCCUUUGUAAGCUGCAAUUCGAUUAGAACAGCGGAUAAAUAACAGAGAACUCGUAGAAAGUAUUGCAGUGCGGACAUCUUCAUGCAGCUACGUGUCAUGGCCCAAUCUAGCCUUUCGCUUCUAGUGCUGUUGGUAACUCUGCAAGCCUGGAUGCUUCUACCCGUCACCGGCUCUGGCUAUUCCACUCGGCUGCGUUGCCGGGAUAUCGGCAGGCAGUGCACUGACUCUAUAUGCGGAAUACGCCUCUGCAAAAGCAACAAAUUCUGCUGCCACACUUCUCAAUAUUUCUACUUGCGAAGGGCUUGUUUUCUCAAAACUUCAGUCGUCAGGCAGUGUACACCGUUCAGGUGCGAGAACAACGGAAUUUUGCGAUUCCAAAGCUACUUCGAAUCGACUCUGUGUCGUGAACCGACACUGUAUUGCGCAUGUCCGUCAGGAUUUACUGGUCGCUGCUGUCAAAAGUCUUUGUUGCCGCCCAGCCCGUGUUCUGCGACGUCGUGUCCAGACGACAGCAUUUGUGUUGUGGUGUACGGCCGUGCCACAUGCGAACGCAAAGACGUUCCCACCACACCAUCGUUGUUUGACACAACAACAUCGAUUCCUACCAACAGUCUCUCAACUGUUACUGCUAGAAUCGGACAACACACGGAUGACGUAACUGUCGGACCUACAGUUUCUAUCGACUUUCACGAUGGGAGUGGCAUUGCUAGUGCGUAUGAAGAGCUGCCAACCGGCGAUGAAGGCGACACUCCGCCACCUGACACUACAGAUGACGAUGAUUUUGUAGUGAUUACUGGAAAAUAAUUGAUGCUAGAACGUAGACAGCACUUUUGUUGUUGUUUGUUGACGGUUUGUAUACCUGAUUGGUUCUUAGAUUUACCUAAUCAAAACAGCAACUAAAA